CAUGAAACGGUGAAACUUGCUAACAUUACUUAUUUACCUUAGCCAAAUAGCUAACUGGCAAGGCAUCUGCUUUAUGCUUCAUAGACAACGCCUCCUAAAUAUGAGUUAUAAUGGCAGAUCCAGGAUUUCCAGGUCAACAUACAACUACAACUACAGUUCAGACGUCCAGUACUACUGUACAGACUACAAUUCGAUUUGAUCCAUUGUAUAUAAGAACUCUCCCUGGAUUACUCAAAGUAAUACAAAUUGUUUUAAAUCUGGUUGGAUUUAUUUGUAUCGAAGCAAGUGGGCCAUUUUCGUAUCAUAGUAGAGGAUCAUGGUUCAACUUUGUGUCAAUGACAGCUUUUUGGUUUACAGGCAUAUUACUUGCGUUAUAUUUAUUCCACAUUGUUGAGAAAUUUUACCAGAUACCUUGGUUAAAAAUUGAAUUUAUUUUUUGUGCUAUUUGGACUGGUUUGUACUUAAUUGCUGCAUGUGUAGCUGUUAGCUUUGGUGUAGAAGCUUAUAUUGCUGCUGGGUUCUUCGGAUUUUGUGCCAUGAUUGCAUACGGAUUUGAUUCCUUUUUGAAAUUUAAGGCAAUCAAGAGCGGACAGCUGGCUCAAGGUGAGAGAGUCAUUAAUAAACAAACGACAGUUAGGACCGCUACUUAUUAGUGUUCAAAUUGUUAUAUAAGUACAUAAAAUUUAUUUUUUUAUAUAGUUAUAUGCAUACCAUUAUUUUCUUUUUAAUUUAAUUUGUACAAUUUUACUUUUUAUUACCAUUAUUAUUAAUCUUACAUAGAUUUAAACUUUGUAUAUACUCCUAUAUGUAGAUUAUUUUUUUUGUUUUACGGUUUAAAUCAUGUUUAUAUUGUUUAACAAAUAAGUAAUAUUUAUUAUUCAUAUAUACAUAUUUAUUUUUAAGUAAUAAAAGUAUGCAAUGAAAUUGCCUUACGAUAACAGGUUUUUAUUAAAACUUGAGUAAUCAUGUUUCGAAUUUCUUUUAUACAGUGUGUCCACAGAUGGAGUUGGAAAAAGACUUCCCUGUUAAAAAUCUUGUAAGGGGCAAAAUAAUUUCUGGGUAGACCUUUUCCACGUAUAAACUUUUAUAUUUUUUGAUAUUAUAUGUUGGAAAAUUUAAACCAAUUGCUAACAAAUAUCUGACAAUAUCAAAUUUGAAUCUGGGGAUGCCCUGUAGGUACAUAUUGGAUGUCGAAAAAGAACUGUUUAUUUAUGUCUUUAUUAACUGAUAUAUGGAUUGAGUUUUAAGGAUAAAAUUAACUAUUAUAUUUUUAGUCACUUCUUUAUAGAGAACACCCUGUUUUAUAAAAUAAAAAAUAGAAUUUUCCCUGUUUUUUAACUUCAUCCGUGGACACACUAUAAUCAAGGAACACUUGUCAUUAAGAUACUAUUUCUAAAUACAAUAAAUUUAAUCCUGUAC
Molecule: messenger RNA, 1419 nt
Organism: Anoplophora glabripennis (Asian longhorned beetle)
Lineage: Eukaryota; Metazoa; Arthropoda; Insecta; Coleoptera; Cerambycidae
Product: CKLF-like MARVEL transmembrane domain-containing protein 4
Exons: 4
Coding region: 111-653 (180 amino acids)
Cellular component (GO): membrane
Source: RefSeq, a predicted model, not a curated record